AUGUCCCACGACAUGUCAAACACCCAAAAUCGCAAGCGGUACGCCUCAGAGUGGCCCGAGACCGGAGCGAAGAAGAAGAAGACCGAAGGAAGCUUCUCGCCUGCCCCCGACACCGCGUCAAUGUCCCAGCAAGAGUGGCAUUAUGAAGCAAUCCGACUCGACACCGCUAUCAUCGUCAAGAAGAGACAGCGCGACUGGUGGGAGGACGUGAGAGUCACCAAGCGGGCAAGAUCGGCGGAGCCUGAGACAAUGGUCCCGGGUGAGCUGCAGGUGAAGGAACCGGAGAAGGAGAAGGAGCAGGAUGAUGUUACUAAGUGGAGAGCACCUGUGCUCUGCGGAAGCACUGGUACAUUCCCGCCUUGGGCCGUAUUGGAGGUCCCGGGUGCAAUGAGGGCUGCUGGUGCAAAGGACUCUAGAAAGCAAGCACGACCUUCCAAGCCAUCGAAGGUCGCUGAAGCAAUAUCUUCUAGUACACCAAAAGCUGGCACAUUGGGAACGACUGGCACAACGGACUCUGAACAGCAAGCACAACUGCCCAAGCCGUCCAGUGUCAUUGGAGCAGCACCUUCUAGUACACCCAGCGCCCCCUCGAACAAUGUCUUUGCAACAUCGUCUGAUUCAAGCUGGUCCGCAGCUUUCGCAGCUUUUGGAAAAUCCCCAACUGAUUUGGGACAAUUGCAGAAGCCGUCGGCACCACUUUUCGCACCCAUCAAGAAGGCGGCGACCACGGCCCCUUCUACACCACCAACCAAUGUCCCCAGCCAGGAGGAAUCCAAUUCGAUUGUCCCGGCUCAAGUGGAACAACCAACAUCGCCCAAAAAGAAAGUCAUUUUUGCAGAUAAUAAGGCACUGGAGCAGAAACUUGACGAACUGGAAGCAACGGAAGUCGAGUUCGCCAGAAAAAGCCAACAGGAGUCUAUGAGCCUUUACGGCCGCUUCAAAGAUGAUCUGAUCGAGGGAAGAGACAACUGGAUCAAUGGCUACAAGGACUCAGCAAUCGAUACUCGUCGACACCACUACGCCGACGGAGAGGAAGGCGAUGAUGUGAACACCUUCGAUUCAGACUACCAAGAUGUGGAUUACGAUUACGGAGAAGAUAACUGGGAUGGAAUGGAUGAAGACAGCAGAGCCCGAGCCGAAGAUGAGCACGAAGAACCAACCUAUGACCCCAACUUCGUCGCCGAGGAAAUCAACAACGGGGAGAAAUAUGGAAUCAAGAUUCCCGACUACACGGCGAAGGGAAGGGGUUGGGAGGAGUGGAUGCAGAUGGAGGCUAAACAGACUGCCGAGGAGAGGGCGUCAUGGAAGGCGUUCGAAGGAUUUGGCCAGCAGGAGGGUAGUGCCGCGACUGGCGCGAGCGCGGAAUACAAGACUUGGCACCGGGAGUGCAAGGCCUUCUUUGCGCAGGACAAGAGUGUUGAGUUGUCUAUGAUGACCCAGGGUCUACCAUUCCCGAAGAUUCGGGGGCGUCUCUGUGGUGUCAGUUCAAGGGAUUGCGUCAGAGGAGAGAAGUUGGGGAUCUGUCAACACGAUGUCAUGCGUGUUCUGAAGGGAGCUGGUGUUGAUAUCGAUGGAGAGGAAUGGCUUGAGCGACUUAAGAGAGAGAGACUGAGAUGGCAUCCAGAUAAAUUCAGCAGCAAGAUGGGGAAGAGAUGGGAGGCGGAGGCCAAAGAGUUAUUCCAGAUGAUUCAGGCAUUGGCGGAGAAAGAGAGUAAGGGAUGA
Molecule: messenger RNA, 1722 nt
Organism: Hyaloscypha bicolor E
Lineage: Eukaryota; Fungi; Ascomycota; Leotiomycetes; Helotiales; Hyaloscyphaceae
Exons: 1
Coding region: 1-1722 (573 amino acids)
Source: RefSeq, a predicted model, not a curated record